UUAUUAUCACCAACUUCAUCGCCAUACUGUACAGGAGUUAGGGUAUUAUUAUCACCAACUUCAUCGCCAUACUGUACAGGAGUUAGGGUAUUAUUAUCACCAACUUCAUCGCCAUACAGUACAGGAGUUAGGGUAUUAUUAUCACCAACUUCAUCGCCAUACUAUACAGGAGUUAGGGUAUUAUUAUCACCAACUUCAUCGCCAUACUGUACAGGAGUUAGGGUAUUAUUAUCACCAACUUCAUCGCCAUACUGUACAGGAGUUAGGGUAUUAUUAUCACCAACUUCAUCGCCAUACUGUACAGGAGUUAGGGUAUUAUUAUCACCAACAUCAUCGCCAUACUGUACAGGAGUUAGGGUAUUAUUAUCACCAACUUCAUUGCCAUUCUGUACAGGAGUUAGGGUAUUAUUAUCACCAACUUCAUCGCCAUACUAUACAGGAGUUAGGGUAUUAUUAUCACCAACUUCAUCGCCAUACUGUACAGGAGUUAGGGUAUUAUUAUCACCAACUUCAUCGCCAUACUGUACAGGAGUUAGGGUAUUAUUAUCACCAACUUCAUCGCCAUACUGUACAGGAGUUAGGGUAUUAUUAUCACCAACUUCAUCGCCAUACUAUACAGGAGUUAGGGUAUUAUUAUCACCAACUUCAUCGCCAUACUGUACAGGAGUUAGGGUAUUAUUAUCACCAACUUCAUCGCCAUACUGUACAGGAGUUGGGGUAUUAUUAUCACCAACUUCAUCGCCAUACUAUACAGGAGUUAGGGUUUUAUUAUCACCAACUUCAUCGCCAUACUGUACAGGAGUUAGGGUAUUAUUAUCACCAACUUCAUCGCCAUACUGUACAGGAGUUAGGGUAUUAGGGUUCGGGUGUGUAUUCCAUAACUCAACUGCAGACGGUAGGAAAGAAUUUUCAUAUUGGACAGACUUUGAUGGAAUUCCCUUUAAUUCGUCUUGA
This is a messenger RNA of Lottia gigantea (owl limpet), 954 nucleotides long. RefSeq lists its product as hypothetical. The transcript has a single exon. The record is from RefSeq and is a predicted model, not a curated record. The annotation marks the transcript as partial. Lineage: Eukaryota; Metazoa; Mollusca; Gastropoda; Lottiidae.